This is a messenger RNA of Eucalyptus grandis, 1725 nucleotides long. Its product is annotated as F-box/kelch-repeat protein SKIP6. The record is from RefSeq and is a predicted model, not a curated record. Gene Ontology annotation, molecular function: protein binding. Lineage: Eukaryota; Viridiplantae; Streptophyta; Magnoliopsida; Myrtales; Myrtaceae.
ACUGCCAACGUGCCUCGAUCCCGACUACCUCCGCCCUUCGAAGUACGUUAGCUCUUCACCUCCGAUCCCGAUACCAGCCCCGCCGUUUCCCGGAUCAUGUCCGGCGCCGCCUCCUCCGCCGCCGCCGCUCCGGCCGCCGCGGCCCCGCCGGAAGCGCCGCCGCCGCUGAUCCCCUCCCUCCCGGACGACGUCGCCGUGAACAUCAUCGCCCGCGUGCCCAGUUCCCACGACCCCACCCUCGCCCUCGUCUCCCGGAGCUUCCGCUCCCUCCUCUCCUCCCCUCUCCUCUCCUCCGCCCGCCGCCUCCUCCGCCGCACCCAGCCCUCCCUCUACCUCGUCCUCCGCCACCCUUCCUCCCCCUCCUCCUCCUCCUCCUCCGCCUCCUCCCCGGCUUCCCACCUCUGGUUCACCCUCCACUCCAGCCGCCGUCUCGUCCCCAUCGCCCCCAUCCCCUCCCCCUCCAUCGGCUCCGCCUUCGCCGUCGUCGGCUCCCGCAUCUACGUCCUCGGCGGGUCCGUCAACGACGUCGCCUCCCCCCGCGUCUGGGUCCUCGACUGCCGGUUCCACCGGUGGGAGCCCGGCCCCUCCAUGCGGGUGGGCCGGGAGUUCGCCGCCGCCGGGGUUGUGGGCGAGAAGCUGUACGUCAUGGGCGGGUGCACCCUCGACACCUGGUCCCGCGCCGCUCACUGGGCGGAGGUGCUGGACCCCGGGGCCGGGUCGUGGGCGGCGGUCCCGUCAGAGUCGCUCGAGGUGAGAGAGAAGUGGAUGCACGCCAGCGCCGUCGUGGACGGGAGGAUCUACGCAAUGGCAGACCGUGGUGGGGUUGUGUAUGACGUGGACAAAGAAGUCUGGGAGAGUGUGGAGGAUGAGCUCGACAUGGGGUGGAGAGGGAGGGCUUGUGUGAUUGAUGGGGUUUUGUAUUGCUAUGACUACUUGGGGAAGAUUAGAGGGUUCGAUGUGAAGGCAGGGGUUUGGAAGGAGUUGAAGGGCGUGGAGAGCGGGCUGCCAAAGUUCUUGUGUGGUGCGACGAUGACAAAUCUGGGUGGGAAUUUGGUGGUGGUUUGGGAGGGAAAGGGUGGUGGGAAGGAGAUGGAGGUCUGGUGUGCUGAGAUUGCUGUGAAGAAGAAUGAGCAUGGGGAACUAGUGGGUUGUAUUUGCUGGUCGGAUUUGGUUCUCAAGGUAUCCAAUGGGUCUUCGAUCGUCAAUUGCUUGGCGGUGGCAUUGUCGUCCUGGUCAGAUUAAUGAGACUAACGAUGUCGGAAAAGGCAUUAGCUUGGAGGGCAAAUGUUGAGGUUUGGUGCCAUAAAGGGUGUUGAAAAAUUGACACUGAGUAAAUGGAUCAUUCAACGACCCUACUCUGAAGCUGUUAUUCGAGACUCUGAAAGGCAACAAAUGCACAACCUUGCUACCUUUUUUGGUGUCUAAUUGUGAUCGGAUUUUAAGACAUCUUGAAGGAGAUGUUCGCUUAUGUACAGCUUGUGUCUUUUGUAUAUUAUGACAUCAUCUUGCUGGAUGAUCCAUCUCGUAUCAAGUGCAAUAAAUUUUGGAUCACUUUUGUAUAAAUCACGACACAAUGUAUAGGAAAAAUAAACAAACCUUUCUACUCUUUUUGUUCUUACUAAACAAACCUGUCUACUCUUGUCGUUCUUAAUAUGACGACACUUCUUAUGAAGUUUGGAGCAUUGUUCAUAUUCACUAUGGCAUUUGAAGAAUUAAGCAGAGUCA